GGAAGUACUUUUGUGGAGGAAGGCAGUUACAAGAAGGGUCACAGUACCCACGGGGGUCAUCACGUUCAUAAACUAAACGAAUUCAAUAAGAAAGUUGAAUUCUGGGACGAAGAUCAUGAUGAAGCAUUCAAAGAGAAGCACGGAGGCUACGAAAACUCCCAUGGACACAAGGCCGGUGGAAAAUUCAAAAAGGGUCACUCAGACGCAGGUCACCACGAAGAAGGUUUCGGAAAACACGGCGGCAAAGAAGCAGGAAGUCAUUACAACGAAGAUGCCGGACGCAAACAUGUUGGAGGUCUCGAAGAACAUUUCGAACAUGGAGAGAAUUACGGAAAGAAAGAUGAAGGAGCUGAACAAAAGAAAUGGCUUAUAGGGAAUACUCCACAUAAGGGAAUUAUUUGAUGACGUUAUCAUAUGAAGAAAUCAAUGAGGUAACAGUUGAAGCUAAAAGAUAAGCGAAACCCACAAGUUGACUUUAGCUG
Messenger RNA from Agrilus planipennis (emerald ash borer), 482 nucleotides. RefSeq names its product sarcoplasmic reticulum histidine-rich calcium-binding protein-like. The annotation marks the transcript as partial. NCBI's taxonomy places the organism in Eukaryota, Metazoa, Arthropoda, Insecta, Coleoptera, Buprestidae. The transcript has a single exon. The record is from RefSeq and is a predicted model, not a curated record.